AACAAAUAAGCAGAUCUGAUCAGCUGUAAUCCUAGAUUUUGUAGUUCCAUUCCUGUGGGCUGAAGUUGAUUUUCCAAUAGCCGCCGCCGCCGCCCGCCGCCGCUCCUCCGCCAUGGCCUCCCCCUACGAUCCCACUUCUCGGGAGGCGUUUCCUAAGAAGAAAUCAGCCCCAUUCAAGUUCUUGGUUCCUCUCAUCUAUGCCCCUGUUCUUCCUCUCAUUAGAAUUGCGCUGCGGAAGAAUCCUGUUGUGAGGGAUCGGCUUUUCACGGCGGUUUUAGCUGGUGCUUUUGCCCAUGGCUUUUACCUGGUAACUGAUAUCUACGACGCCGAGAGCAAGUGAUCCUUGGAUACCCAUAAUUCUUUAGUAUCAUAGCUUACUCCAAUGGUAAUAAAUACAGUACAUUAUUGAUGGAUGCUCUUUGUUUACUCAGUCUCUGAGCACUCUGCCUUUGAAAAUUUUGUGUAUUACUUGCUACACUUCAUUAUUGUUCAAAUCAAUUAAUGCUUUCCUUUUUCUUCA
Molecule: messenger RNA, 520 nt
Organism: Cucurbita pepo subsp. pepo (vegetable marrow)
Lineage: Eukaryota; Viridiplantae; Streptophyta; Magnoliopsida; Cucurbitales; Cucurbitaceae
Product: SH3/FCH domain protein
Cellular component (GO): respiratory chain complex I; chloroplast
Source: RefSeq, a predicted model, not a curated record